AUGGCUAACUUUUCUGUUGAGUGCCUUGCCAGGAGUUAUUAUGAGGAGAUGACUCCACGGACAAAGGAUGCCGCGCUUCAUUCGCGAGAUCUCAGUGAAAUCGUGGAAUUUACAAAGGAAUCAAGAAGUCGAUACUCUGCAACAUCGCCAAACAACAGAUGCGACAACUCUUCUGGGUCCGAGAGUGAAGUGGGAGAUGACAGCGAGGGGGAGGCCACCCAGCAGAGGAGACUCAGGACCAAGUUCACAUCCGAACAAGUUAGCAAACUGGAGCAUACUUUCAGCAAGCAGAAAUACCUGGGUGCUACGCAGCGGAGGAAAAUCGCCGAGGAGCUGAAUCUUUCUGAAACCCAAGUGAAAACGUGGUUCCAGAACAGGAGGAUGAAACUAAAAAGGGAGGUCCAGGACAGAAGGACGGAGUUCCUGACAGUGCAGACCUCUCUUCUGCCUCCGAUGCUGUUUCAGCACCCAUUCCUCACCGGACAGCUCCCCGCCAGCUGCGGCUUCUACCCGCAACUGCACCCGCUCCCCGCACCUCUGCACCAUCACCCCUCCCACCCCGUUCUUCUGCCGCCGCCAAACUACUUCUGA
Molecule: messenger RNA, 591 nt
Organism: Maylandia zebra (zebra mbuna)
Lineage: Eukaryota; Metazoa; Chordata; Actinopteri; Cichliformes; Cichlidae
Source: RefSeq, a predicted model, not a curated record